Messenger RNA from Lutra lutra (Eurasian river otter), 3714 nucleotides. RefSeq lists its product as uncharacterized. The record is from RefSeq and is a predicted model, not a curated record. NCBI's taxonomy places the organism in Eukaryota, Metazoa, Chordata, Mammalia, Carnivora, Mustelidae. Bases 610 to 2091 code for a protein of 493 amino acids. The transcript has a single exon.
ACAGGCUUUCAAAUUGUAAAGACUGUGUUAAUCCCAGGGCCACCACUUCAAAUUGUAAAAUCUGAGGAAUUAACACCACUACCAAUUCCUCAGAUUGUAGAACCAAUAGGAGUCUCCUUAGGAUCAGCUACUGAUGUAAUGGAUUGUUUGGAUUUCUUCCCAAGGCCACAUCUUCAAGAAAUGGUAGAAACUGUAGAACUAACUCUGAGGCCAAAUACCAAAGAGAAAUCUUCAGAAUCACUCUCACAGCCAGCAUUUCCUUUGGAGGAAUCUACAGUGUUCACUCAUGAACAAGGGCUUCAGGCUGUGAAAGGAAUGGGGAUAAAAAUAGGGCCUCCUCAAAUCAUGGAAUGUGAGGAUUUGAAUCUAGUACAGGUAUAUCAGAAUAGGGAAUCUGAGGAUUUUAUUUCAAGAGAGGAGUUACAAAUAGGGAAUUAUUUCUCUAGAUUUCUACAGAACUCUUCAAACUUGCUCAUCUCAAGCUCUGUCGAAGCAUCUGAAUUAGGAAGCCUUUGUGAUUUGGAGAUGCCAGAAGUGUCAAGGGCCUUAGAUAUAAAAAAGUUUGGGACAGAUAUUUUGCAGUCUGAAGAAUAGUUUAUAGACCCUACUAUGAUACAAACUUCAACCCUUCCCUUGUCCCUUCACAAUCAACCCUCUGAUAAGAUAGCUAACAUUGUAGAUAUCCCACAUUUUGAGAUCCCAGGAGUGGGUGUCCUAUCUAAGAGGACUGAUAAGAAGCAGGUGGAGAAGCUAGAGAAUUCACUCCAGCGCCUAUCCCAACAUCCACUGCAAAGCUGGAGAUCACCAUCUAGGACCUUCCGGUCAGGAUCAGGAACUCAAAGAGGCCUUAACUGGUCUGUCUUGAGCAGACAACAGAAUGUCUGGGAGAAUCACUCCUGGAGACAGCGACUACCCAGAAAAUAUCUCUCCAAGAUGCUAGUGUUAGGGAAUGUCUUGGGAACCACUAUGGAAAGGAACCUUUAUUCUCAAACAUCUUUAACGGAAAGAGCCACUGCAGAUAUCUGUCAAUCUAUUCAGAAUUUAUUUAGGGUUCCUGCAGAACUGAUGGAACUUUCCAAGAGUCUGCUAGAGAAGAGUCGAAGUAUUAUUUCUCAGACUUCAGUGUCCAAAAAGUACAUUCAGAGACACACUUCCUAUCAUGGUCACGAACAAAGAAGAGCCUUAAGGAUGUGGACACAUAGCUCCAUGUCCUCCAUAAUACAGCAACACUCUGGGGCUAGUGCGAAAAUAAAGAAAAGUUUGAAGCUUAGUGAUAUAUCCCAGGAAGUCAUUCAGCACAUGCCUGUUUCAUGUACAGAGGGCCAGCCUCCUGUCCUAGUAAAUUUAGAGUCUUCCUUCAAUAUAGUUUUCACUAGGAAAGAUUCUGUUCCAAGGGAAGAGAGUGAGAACUCACAGAGUUCACAGACAAGGAUUUUUGAGUCCCAACACUGUCUCAAGCCAAGUUAUCUUCCCCAGGCCAAGACUGACUUGUCAGAACAGUUCCAGUUGCUACAAGAUCUGCGGCUAAAAAUGGCAGCAAAACUGUUAAGAAGUCAAAUACCCCCCAAUGCACCUCCACCUCUAACUUCAGGUCUGGUUUUAAAAUACCCUAUCUGCCUACAGUGUGGCCUAUGUGUAGGAUUUAAUUGCUGUCAUAAAUUACAGGGCACUUUGGUGCCUUACCUUCUUAUCUACCCACAGCUCCACCUUGUAAGCACUCCCGAAGGACACAGAGAGAUUAAGUUGUGUCUUGGCUUUAGGUUGCAAACUGGGAAAAGAUCCCAAGUCCCAAAGUGUCACAGAAGAGACAGAUCCAUCACACCAAGGAGUUCUAUGUCACCAUCACUAAGGAAAGCUAAAGUCUAUACUCGAGCUUCCAAGAGUCCUACUUCUACAGUGGAUUUCCAGUCUAUAUCUUCCCAGUCUCCUGCUCCUGUACAAGUCCACAUCAGGCAAAGACAGUAUAGGAACCCUGCCCUAGCAGGAAAGACGACAAUUGGAGGGCCAGGGCACUAUGAGUUUACUCAAGUUCACUCUCUACCAGAGAGUGACUCUGAAAGCAAUCAGGAUGAAAAAUGGGCUAAAAGGUGAACCAAAAAGACCCGUAGUUCAAAAUACCCAAAGAAAAGAAUCACUAUGGGAGGCAGAACACAAAACACAAAGUUCUACACAAAUGGUAGAACCACAAUACGGAGUUCUUCUUGGGAUUUAACAGCCCAGUUAAGAAGGAAGAGGAAUGGAGCAUCUCAGACAACCACUGCCUCUUCAAAAAGACAAUCUAAGAAAUCCUCCCAACCCAAAUUCAUUCAACGGCUUUUUCAAGGUCUAAAGCUUGCAUUCCAGACAACACACAGAAUUAUGGCUUUUGCUGGACAGAAGCCUGAGGACAGGUCAAUGCCAGACCGUUUGCGUUCAAGCAAAAACCACCAUCCAAAACAAAAAGCCAGAGAUUAUUCCUCAUCAAGAGAUAUCAAAAGAGAUAGGAUGUCAGUUUUUAAGCUAAAGCCAAUAGACAUAACCACUAAGCAGGAGAAGAUGUUAUGGGAAGAAAUACAGCAAUUCAGAUCGGCUCAACAACCAAAAAGAGGUGGCUCUUUCCAAUGUAGACAUACCCAAUGACCCAAGCCCAUAGUUUCCCAAAGAAGUGCUAUUUUCAAAACCACUUCAGUCAGACGGGCUGUGGUUAUUGUUCAAAACGACAAUAGCAGCAAAGGUAAGAAAUCUCCUACAGAUGUGAAAUCUCUAGCCAGGAGUCCAAGAGCUCCAAAAUAGGAACCAGAGUUCAAGCCAGCGGGAGAAAUCUACAUGGUUCACUUAAGAGAACCUCACACAGUCGCCUUAAAAAGAAACUCACAACCAAGAAGCAAAACCACCAUAGCUUCUUAAGGGAGAGAACCCCAUGUAAUUCCUCUGAAAGGAGCCAUACCAGUCCCUCUGAGGGGAGCCUUUGAAGUCCUUCUCUAAAGAGGCAUCACAGUCCCUCUGAGAGGAACCAUCAGAGUCGUUCCCUAAAGAGCCAUCACAGUCCCUCUGAGAGGAGCCUUCGAAGUCCUUCUCUAAAGAGCCAUCACGGUCCCUUUGAGAGGAGCCACCGAAGCCUUCUUCAGAAGAGACAUCACAGUCUCUCCGAGAGGAGCCUUCGAAGUCAUUCUCUAAAGAGCCAUCACAGUCCCUCUGAGAGGAGCCACCAAAGUCUUUCUCAGAAGAGACAAAACAGUCCCUCUGAGAGGAGCCAUCGAAGUCUUCCUCAGAGGAGCCAUCACAGUCCCUCUGAGAGGAGCCAUCGAAGUCCAUCUCUAAAGAGCCAUCACAGUCCCUCUGAGAGGAGCCAUCGAAGUCCUUCCCUAAAGAGCCAUCACAGUCCCUCUGAGAGGAGCCACUGAAGUCCUUCCCUAAAGAGCCAUUACAGUCCCUCUGAGAGGAGCCUUCAAAAUCCUCCUCUAAAGAGUCAUCACGGUCCCCCUGAGAGGAGCCACCGAAGUCUUCCUCAGAAGAGACAUCACAGUCCCUCUAAGAGGGGCCACUGAAGCCAUCUUCAGAAGAGACAACACAGUCCCUCUGAGAGGAGCCACCGAAGUCCUCCUCAGAGGAGCCAUCACAGUCCCUCUGAAAGGAGCCAUCAGAGUCCCUGUGAGAGGAGCCAUCGAAGUCUUCCUCAGAAGAGCCAUCACAGUCCCUCUGAGAGGAGCCACUGAAGUCUUUCUCAGAAGAGAC